UAUAUAUAUGUAUAAAUGAAUCCAAUUACCCGUGAUACAAAUUUCAAAGUGUCACUUUCUCGUUCGAUGUCAUCCAAAUAGAAGUAGCAAAAUUGAAAACGUACAGAACUGUAGAGCACAAUUCCCCGAAAUUAUACCCCAGCCGAUCGCAACUGAUCCUGUGCCCGAAGUAUCCGUUCCAGGAUGUGCAUGCCGUAUCUGAACAAGCUCUUCGGCGGCGGAGGGCGUCGGGAGCGUCGCAGCCGGAAUGGCGGCGUCACCCCCCUGCCCAGUCUGGCCAAUGUGACCGAGGUCUCGUUGGACACCGUGCGCACCGUCAAGUCCGGAAAGUCAGCGAAGUCCGGCAAGUCCGCCAGCCGGAGGAGCACCAACACCAACGCUGGCCAGCCACCCGAGUCCAGUGUGAGCAGCAUGGAGUCCAAUACGGAGCAAUCCCUGGCGGCCGCCUCCCGAGGAGCUGUUCGCAACACCACCGCCUCGACGGCCCCCAGUGUUGCACCUGCCGACGCGUCGAGGGCGCGCCGAUCCUGGUGGGGAUACUUUGGCAUGAACAAAAACAAGAAGGCCAGCAUUGAGUCGCUCUAGAUCUCGGAUGCCCGGCUUCCCAGUAUCGGGAUCGGAUCGAAUUGCUGCGGGUGGCCAAAGGAGACCUCUUCCACAGGAUUGGACUAUCAUGAAAUUUGGGUAGAACUCUGUUAUAAACUAUACCGAUGCUUACAAUAAACCAUCAUCUUUCUUACCUCUGGAACCCCAAAACAUAAA
Molecule: messenger RNA, 762 nt
Organism: Drosophila biarmipes
Lineage: Eukaryota; Metazoa; Arthropoda; Insecta; Diptera; Drosophilidae
Exons: 1
Coding region: 184-585 (133 amino acids)
Source: RefSeq, a predicted model, not a curated record